AUGAACAUCAGUGCUGCUGUUGAUCGCGACCCUGCUGAACAAUCUGUUGCUGCUGAUAUGCAGAAAAAUGAUUCUGACAAAAAGAUUAUUUUAUAUUCAAGUGUGAAUGAGGGAGUUUAUGUUUCUCCUCUUAAAAUUGCUAAGCCUGUUGCUCAUUUGGAUGGUUAUUAUGAUGUGCAGCCCACAUCGAAAUCUGAAAUAAAAAAUAUAAAGAAGGUAGAAUGUGAAAAUGAAAAACUAAAUUUUGCCUCCUAUAAAGGAAAAGAAGUUCCAGGAGAACAAGUACUACAGAUUGGACAAAGUGCAAAUGUAGUAGAAGAAUUGUUUGGUAGAGGAAAAAGAAUUCGUAAUGCCAGUUGGCAUUUAAAAACUCCAUAUAAGGGAACAAGUAAAGAAGUGGAAAUGGUUCUAAGGUUUAUGGAUCAGAUUCAGGUGCCAGGACUGAGUGAGAGCGGAUUUUUCCCUGUGGAGCCUUUCGGAGAUUGCGAGAUGCUCAUGACUGAUGACUCCGGGUUUUGGGGCAGUGUUUAUAUAUCUUACUUUUCUCUACUUGCUAAAAAUGACGACGGAUCGGGUCGUCACAAUCUUCAAGAUGGAACCACCGCUCGUCGUUUCGUAGGUCACACCAAGGAUGUUUUGUCCGUUGCACUUUCCGUCGAUAACCGUCAAAUCGUGUCAGCCUCACGUGACAAAAGCAUUAAACUCUGGAACACGCUCGGUGAGUGCAAGUACACAAUUACGGACGGGGACUCACAUUCGGAUUGUGUUUCAUGUGUUCGUUUUAGCCCAAACGAUCGUGAGCCAACUAUCGUUUCUGGGUCGUGGGACCGGACUGUGAAAAUCUGGAAUUUAACGAACUGCAAGCUAAGGUCCACUCUAGCUGGACACAGUGGUUAUGUGAACACCGUUGCGGUUUCUCCUGAUGAUUCAUUGUGUGCUAGUGGAGGAAAGGACGGAGUUAUUUUGCUUUGGGUUUUGGCUGACGGAAAGAAACUGUAUUCGCUUGAGGCUGGGUCUAUUAUUCAUGCUUUAUGUUUUAGUCCGAAUAGGUAUUGGCUUUGUGCUGCUACGGAAUCAAGUAUUAAGAUUUGGGAUUUGGAGAGUAAGAGCAUCGUGGUGGAUCUUAAAGUUGAUCUGAAACAAGAGAGUGAAAUGUCUGCUGAGGGAACUGCUGCUGCCAAAAACAAGGGUUGGAUCAAAAGUCUCGAAAAGCAAGAAUUGGGAUGGUAGCCUUGAAGGCUGACGGUUUUGUGCUUAAUGCCCAUGGUAGUCCCACUCAGUUUGUUGGGAAGGCUAUGAUAGCUGAAGCAUUGGCAAUUAGGAAAGCUUUGCAGAUUGCUAUCAACUGUGGAUGGAGGAAAAUUACUAUUUUAUCGGACUCUCAAAGGCUAGUUCAUAUGCUCAAUAGAAGGAUGGUUACCUCAUAGGAUGUAAAUAUAAUUUGUGAAGAUGUGUGGUACCUUAGACAUCUCCUAGAUGAUGUUAUUUUUGUGUAUAUAAGUAGGAAGUACAGUACUUGUAGUCACAAGUUAGCUAAGUUUGCUAUGACUUUAGGUAAUGAGGUCUCAUGGUAUGAAAACUUCCUUGGUUGGGUUGUCAAUGAGGCCUCUACUUCUUAUGUAAUGUUGACUGAUAUUGUGGGUUAAUAGAAGCUACCCAGUUCUGUUGGGAAAAAAAUAAUCUCUUUUCUACCGGAGCUUGCGAUUCUUAGAUCCAUAACAUGCUUGUCAGUAAAUAAAAAUUAUGCGAUCUCACCUUAUUUAUUCAA
Molecule: messenger RNA, 1768 nt
Organism: Nicotiana attenuata
Lineage: Eukaryota; Viridiplantae; Streptophyta; Magnoliopsida; Solanales; Solanaceae
Product: guanine nucleotide-binding protein subunit beta-like protein
Exons: 6
Coding region: 1-1230 (409 amino acids)
Biological process (GO): positive regulation of protein phosphorylation; rescue of stalled cytosolic ribosome
Cellular component (GO): nucleus; cytosol
Molecular function (GO): ribosome binding; translation regulator activity; protein kinase C binding
Source: RefSeq, a predicted model, not a curated record